AUGGAUUAUCUCCUGGCCAGGCUCUUGGAGCUCGAAGCCAUACCCCUGAGAGGGGUUAGGGCAUUCGUCUCUAACUGGGCCUCGGCCAUGGUAUCCAAUGACGCGGGGGUUGAAGGCAGCGGGAGUCCAGCGGCUGCUCAGGCACCCUUGGACUUCGCAAGGGCGAUCUUAAGCAUGGUGCUUCAUGCAGGGCUGGUACAUGGGAUGCCCAUUCGGCCUCUGCUUUGGUUAGCGAGUGCUCUCGCGGUCAUAUCUACUAAGAGGAAGUACCGGUUGGUGCGUAGCAUCGAGCUGGGCAACGAUCGCGACUACUUCGACGCCCUACUCGAAGCCCUCAUUGCUGACACUGCUAUGGGGGGCGCAGGCUCGGCCACAAAUCGUUCACCUUCCAUCGCAGGAGCAGUAAGUCCCACUGGCGAUGGAGAACCAUCGUCCACGGCUUCGCACUCCCGAAGGCAGGCUCCUCUGAACGUGUUCAAACUCCCACUUGAAUAUACAGAAUUCGAAGGUCCGACGUCGGCCACACCCUACUCUGCCUUCAAGGGUGGUGUGCAGACGUCAAUCAG
Molecule: messenger RNA, 566 nt
Organism: Perkinsus marinus ATCC 50983
Lineage: Eukaryota; Perkinsozoa; Perkinsida; Perkinsidae
Exons: 1
Source: RefSeq, a predicted model, not a curated record